AUGAUGUGGUCCAACUUCUUCCUGCAAGAGGAGAACCGCCGGCGGGGUGCCGCGGCCCGGCAGCGGGCUCGCGGGCAGCCCAAGGCCCAGAUGACCCCGGAGCGCGAGGGCAAGAUCAAGCUGGCGCUGCUGCUGACCUCCGUGGGCGCCACGCUGGCCGUGCUGGCCGUCGGCACCGAGUUCUGGGUGGAGCUCAACACGUACCGGGACAACGGCAGCGCCGUCUGCGACGCGGCGCACCUGGGCCUCUGGAAGAUGUGCACGAAGCGACUGUGGCAGGCGGACGUGCCCGCGGGCAGGGACACCUGCGGGCCCGCCGAGCUGCCCGGAGAAGCAAAUUGCACUUAUUUUAAAUUCUUCACCACGGGAGAGAAUGCACACAUCUUCCAGAGAACCACAAAGAAAGAGGUGAAUCAGGCAGCUGCAGUGAUAGCAGUGCUAGGCUUGGCAGUUAUGGCCCUGGGGUGCCUCUGUAUCAUCAUGGUGCUCAGCAAAGGUGCAGAGUUCCUGCUCCGGGUUGGAGCCGUCUGCUUUGGCCUCUCAGGCCUGCUGGUCCUCGUCAGCCUGGAGGUCUUCCGGCAUUCCGUGCGAGCCUUGAUGCAGAGGGUCAGCCCCGAGCCCCCCGCGGCCCCGGCCCUGACCUACGAGUACUCCUGGUCCCUGGGCUGUGGCGUGGGGGCCGGCCUGGUCCUGAUGCUGGGCGGUGGCUGCUUUCUGCUGCUCACCCUGCCUCCCGGACCCUGGAGUCCCCUCUGUCCCAAGUGGGGCCAGCGGGCCCCCUAGCGCCACCGUCAUGCCUUCUCUCAGCAACUUCCCAAUGCCCCUCCACCCUCCCCAUCAUCCCCUUUGCAUCUUUCACCCCAUGCCCCAGAGAGACUGUGUUCUCCGGACUAUGGGGCCCACGCUGUUUGCAUAAACCUGCCUCUCCCCCUCGUAAAUACCUUUUUCCUCUGUAAAUAUGUUUUAUUUUCCUCCAUGGCUGGAUUUGGGUUGCUUGGGGGUGGGACGGGGAGAGGAUAUUUUUUUGCAAACGAGGGUCCCCAGGGAAGACUGCUGGGGGCCUGAUGGGGUAACUAGGGGGUGGGGGUAGGUGGGCGAGGUCAGGGGGUCUUGGGACGGAGUUGGACCUUCUCGUUGCCCAGACUGGGAUGUAUUCAGCUGCGGGAGAGACUUCUGGGGAGAGUGGGAAUGGGAGAAUCUCUGGGCCUGACCCGGCUGUGGUCUGAUUUGGGAUUAAAGGUUUGGAAGUUUAACAA
This is a messenger RNA of Odocoileus virginianus texanus, 1256 nucleotides long. RefSeq names its product calcium voltage-gated channel auxiliary subunit gamma 6 (gene CACNG6). Gene Ontology annotation, cellular component: L-type voltage-gated calcium channel complex; membrane. Lineage: Eukaryota; Metazoa; Chordata; Mammalia; Artiodactyla; Cervidae. Gene Ontology annotation, molecular function: calcium channel regulator activity. Gene Ontology annotation, biological process: regulation of calcium ion transmembrane transport via high voltage-gated calcium channel; calcium ion transport. The record is from RefSeq and is a predicted model, not a curated record.